This is a messenger RNA of Rotaria sordida, 213 nucleotides long. Lineage: Eukaryota; Metazoa; Rotifera; Eurotatoria; Philodinida; Philodinidae. The record is from the annotation of a GenBank genome assembly.
AUGGAUUGGAUGCAUGGAAAAUGUUUACAUAAUAAACGUCUACGACGCAUAGCAUUAUCUUUCAGAACUACAUAUGUUCGAAUUCCACAUCCUGUAUGUCCUACCCGACCGACAGGAAAAUAUAAUUUUGAAUCUAUUGGUGGAUUCACUCAGCAUCCAAAUUCAUCAUCAACCAUUCGACGAAUUUUAUAUAGUAAUAUUUUUAAUAUAUGA